Messenger RNA from Microthlaspi erraticum, 660 nucleotides. The record is from the annotation of a GenBank genome assembly. Lineage: Eukaryota; Viridiplantae; Streptophyta; Magnoliopsida; Brassicales; Brassicaceae.
AUGGAGAAAGUUGAAAUUGAAAUCCAAGUAUGCUCUAGGUUGGGAGGCGAAGAUCGGAUGCUUCAGACAGAUGUUAGUGGUAAGAGGAAAAGAGUAGAACAAGAGAAUACGAGUUCACAACUCAACGAGUCUGUUGAGGAAAUUGUUUUACCUUUUGCGAAGAGGUCGCCUUAUUGGAAAGAGUUUGAGACGAUGGAGGCAUUUAGAAUUACACCACAACGUCCUCAUUUCCUUCCAUUGCUUAAGGCGUACGACCACAAUCUUGAGUUUAUUCGUGAAUCGAUUGCGGUCGGUCUCAUGAUGGGUUAUUCCGAAUACUCGGACAUAGUACGGAAUCUGGACAAUGAAGCUCCCGUAAGCAAGUUAAUGCACUACAAAAAGACAUUUGUCGCGCUAGAGGAGCACGGGUUCCAUGUUGGAGAGAUUUUAUCAAAGAUCGACGAGGUGUUAUCUGUCAAAGCUGGACAAGGAAACACGUCGGAGGAACCCGAGAAGAAGAUGAGAGAUACCAAAGAUGGACAAGGAGACAUAUCGGAGGAACCCGAGAAGAAGAUGACAGAUGAAUCUACCAAAGAGCCAAAGCGAAACAAGAGUUCCAACACAACUUUGUCGAGGUGCAACACAACAUUGUUGAGGUGCAAAAGCAACAAGCCUCUUUGA